CUAUAGUAUACUCGUACUAUACUACACUCUCAUCUCCCCCUGCUCGUUGUCAUGCUCUCCCAUUCCAUGGCUCCAUCCAUUUCGAUUCCCAAACAGCCGCAGCUAGAGCUAGAGCUGAGCUAAGCUAGCUAUUUCACGUGUCCAUCGAGCCAAAGCCAACCUGUUGCUACAAGGUGAGCUGCUGCCGCCUACAACAACCGCGCGCUAUCCAAUGGAGGAAACCUAGCUUCUUCUUGAUCCACAGUUUGUUUUGUGCGUGCAAAAGGUGUCUCGUUGAGAGGUGAGAUCCUGCGGAGGCAUGGCACUGGAGGCCGUGCUGCUCUCGCGUGGUGAUCUGUUUGGUCGUCGUCGUUGCGCCAUGGAAGGAGGAGGAGGUGGUUGGAGCAGCCCGUUCAGUGGCUUCGAGGGAGUGAUGGAUUUGGACGGCGGCAACUGGGACGCCGCCGCGUGCUCAUCGAUGCUUCUGCAUGGCUUCCAGGAGCUAGAGAUCCCUGCGGCCGCCGCUGCUGCUGCUGCCAUGGCGCCGCCGCCGCCGCCGGUAGAGCCUGCUAAUUGCGCGGAGAAUGCAGGAGGGGUUGGUGGUCAUCAGGAGGAUCAGGCUGCGGUGGCGGCAGCGGCGACGGCGGUGCAGUCGGGGAGGAGGAAGCGGCGGCGGGCGAGGGCGGCGAAGAACAAGGAGGAGGUGGAGAGCCAGCGGAUGACCCACAUUGCCGUCGAGCGCAACCGCCGGAAGCAGAUGAACGAGUACCUCGCCGUGCUCCGCUCCCUCAUGCCGCCGUCCUACGCGCAAAGGGGUGAUCAGGCGUCCAUCGUCGGCGGCGCAAUCAACUUCGUCAAGGAGCUGGAGCAGCUGCUCCAGUCGCUGGAGGCGCGGAAGAGUUCCCGGCAAUGCGCGGCCCACGACGCGGCGGCAGCGGCGGCGCCGUUCGCCAGCUUCUUCACCUUCCCGCAGUACUCGAUGAGCGCCGCCGCCGCCGCGGCGCCGGUGGCUCCCGUUGUGAACGAGUUGCACGGCCGUGACGACGGCGGAGCAGGCACCGCCGAGGCCGAGGCGUCAGGGUCGAAGCCGUCGGCGGUGGCCGACGUCGAGGUGACCAUGGUGGAGAGCCACGCCAACCUGCGGGUGCUGUCACGGCGGCGGCCGAGGCAGCUGCUCCGGCUGGUGGUGGCGCUGCAGGGCCACCGGCUCACCGUGCUCCACCUCAACAUGACCAGCGCCGGCCACAUGGUUCUCUACUCGUUCAGCCUCAAGGUGGAGGAUGAUUGCCAGCUUACGUCUGUGGAUGAGAUUGCAACCGCCGCUCAUCAGAUCAUUGAGAAGAUUCAAGAAGAGCAGGGCUGUAGUUUAGAUUAGCAAUUAGCAUACCAACCAACUACGUUUACUAGCAUGUAUGAAUGAUGAUGAUUAGUUGUUCUAGCAAGUGAAGCCACUUCCUUGUGCAAACUAAUAUUAUUGUGCCUUUAUGUACUUAGCAGUUUCAUUAAUCAUUAGUGUUGAAUCAUUUCAUAAUAAUGGACUGAUUUGUUCA
Molecule: messenger RNA, 1529 nt
Organism: Oryza sativa Japonica Group (Japanese rice)
Lineage: Eukaryota; Viridiplantae; Streptophyta; Magnoliopsida; Poales; Poaceae
Product: transcription factor bHLH94
Biological process (GO): regulation of transcription by RNA polymerase II
Molecular function (GO): DNA-binding transcription factor activity, RNA polymerase II-specific; protein dimerization activity; RNA polymerase II cis-regulatory region sequence-specific DNA binding
Source: RefSeq, a predicted model, not a curated record